Molecule: messenger RNA, 765 nt
Organism: Fusarium sp. VM40
Lineage: Eukaryota; Fungi; Ascomycota; Sordariomycetes; Hypocreales; Nectriaceae
Source: the annotation of a GenBank genome assembly
AUGUCUUCAAUUAAUGACCUCGCGACUGCUGCAAUUACUGGCAAUGGCCCAGAUGAGUCUACUCAUAGAGGCGCAUUUAUCGUCCUGGAGGGAUUGGACAGAAGCGGAAAAACAACACAGGUGAAGCUGUUGGAGCAGAGAUUUGUAGAAGAGGGUAAAAAGGUCAAGGUUAUGAGAUUCCCUGACCGCACUACACCUAUUGGUCAAAUGAUUGAUGCCUACCUCAAGAGCGACGUAGAGAUGGAGGAUCAUGUUAUUCAUCUCCUCUUUAGCGCAAACCGAUGGGAAGCUGUCAAACAAAUUCAAUCCCUUUUGGCUUCAGGAACAACCAUUCUCUGCGACCGAUACUAUCACUCAGGAAUUGUCUACUCAGCCGCCAAGCAAAACCCCUCUUUGACCCUCCCUUGGGCCCGCGCACCUGAACGCGGUCUACCCCGACCUGACCUUGUCCUCUUUCUUGACCUGACCGAAGAGCAGGCCCAGGCGAGGGGCGGAUGGGGUGGAGAAGUUUACGAGCGAUCCGACAUGCAGAAGCGCGUGCGGGAAUUGUUCUGGGGACUUAGCAUGGGUGGAAAGGAUGCUGCGGCACAGGGACUUGGUUUAGACGAGGGUGAGGGAUGGACACAAGAGGAGGAGGAUCUCAUGGUUGUUGAUGCGGGGGGGAGUGUGGAGGAGGUAGCUGAGGAGGUUUGGAACAAGGUUAGAGGAAGGGUUGAGCAGGUAGAGAGGGGUGAAGUUGGGAGAAGUGUAAGGGUUGUGAGGUAA